Trifolium pratense (red clover) is the source of this 1112-nucleotide messenger RNA. Its product is annotated as ATP-dependent RNA helicase glh-2-like. Bases 105 to 1112 code for a protein of 335 amino acids. Gene Ontology annotation, biological process: actin filament depolymerization. NCBI's taxonomy places the organism in Eukaryota, Viridiplantae, Streptophyta, Magnoliopsida, Fabales, Fabaceae. The transcript is spliced from 4 exons. The record is from RefSeq and is a predicted model, not a curated record. Gene Ontology annotation, cellular component: actin cytoskeleton. Gene Ontology annotation, molecular function: actin binding; nucleic acid binding; zinc ion binding.
AAAAAAUAACAUAACAUAAACCCUUUCGAUUUGUUUCGUCUCAGCACCGCCGCGCAGCCACAAGCAACCCUUCGGAAACCAAUCUCAGCAACCAAUCCACAAAAAUGGUGAGCCAAAAACAACGACUCGCUCGAAAACGAUUCAAAGAAGAACACCCUGAAAACUUCCCCAAAGUAGAACCCACUCCACCAAAAGACCCAUCAAAGAAAAAGAAGAACAAAUUCAAACGCAAAAAACCCGAUUCAAAAACCAAACCCUCCGGAAAACGUCCCCUUCGAGUUCCCGGUAUGAAACCCGGUGACAGUUGUUUCAUUUGCAAGGGAUUAGAUCAUAUUGCAAAGUUUUGUACUCAAAAAGCUGAAUGGGAAAAGAAUAAGAUAUGUUUGCGGUGUAGACGGCGAGGUCAUAGAGCUCAGAAUUGUCCUGAUGGUUCUAAAGAUGUUAAGAAUUGUUAUAAUUGUGGUGAUAAUGAUCAUUCUCUUGCUAAUUGUCCUCUUCCUCUUCAAGAAGGUGGAACAAUGUUUGCUGAAUGUUUUGUUUGUAAUCAACAAGGACAUUUGAGUAAAAAUUGCCCUAAAAAUACUCAUGGAAUUUAUCCAAAGGGUGGUUGUUGUAAACUAUGUGGUGGUGUGACACAUUUGGCGAAGGACUGUCCUGACAAAGGGCAAAAUGGAUUUGGUGGUGGUCGUGCUAAAGGGCCUGCUAACGCAUCAUCUGGAAUGGCUGUUAAUGAUGAAUGUAAAUUGAAGUUUCUAGAAUUAAAGGCAAAGAGAAACUAUCGUUAUAUUGUGUUUAAGAUUGAGAACCAAGAAGUGGUAUUGGAGAAACUUGGAGGUCCAGAACAAACCUAUGAAGACUUUAGUGCAUCUCUUCCUGCUGAUGAGUGUCGUUAUGCUGUCUUUGAUUUUGAUUUCACCACUGCUGAAAACUGCCAGAAAAGCAAGAUUGUCUUCAUUGCAUGGUCUCCUGAGGUAUCAAAGGUGAGGCAUAAGAUGGUAUAUGCUAGCACCAAGGACAGAUUCAAGAGGGAACUUGAUGGCAUUCAAGUUGAGUUGCAAGCAACAGAUGCUGGUGAAAUGAGCUUGGAUAUCAUAAAAGCACGUGCAGUAUAA